AUUCAUAUGGAGAUGUGGGACUAUAAAUAGGAGGGAUGAAGCCAGCAGAGAUCAGAUUCUCUCUACAGAGACCUCUACAGCUCAGAGAUCCAGCCAUGGCACCUACAAUCACUGCAGCAAUGACCAAUUCUCAGGAGCAUCUGACUCUGACCCACAAGCUCAGAAAGCCUCUGGUGGAGAAGUUACGCAGAGAGCGAAUCAACAGCAGCAUUGAGCAGCUCAAGUCUCUCCUGGGUCCAGAGUUCCUCAAACAGCAGCCAGACUCCAAGCUGGAGAAAGCAGACAUCCUGGAGAUGACCGUUUGUGUCCUGAGACGACUGCAGCAGCAGCAGCAUCAAGCUGUGGACUCAGCAGCUGUUGAUCAGGGCUACUCCAGGUGUGUCCAAGAGGUGGAACACUUCCUGUCCAAGGAACAGGUGAAGACACAGUCCCAGAGAAGACUUCUGACCGACUUCAACAAGCUGCAGUCUUCCUCUGAUAAGAACCUGAGAGAGGCUGACUUCUCUCUUCUGAGCUCCACAGUCCAGACCAGCAUCACCACAGAGAAGAGUGCAGCCCACAGCGCCCCCUGGAGGCCGUGGUAGACACCUACAGACUGGAGUGACUACCAGACAAACUGAGACGACCACAUUGGUCAAAGAUUACUGGACUGAAUUCUGUGAAAUUUUAUGGACUUGUUCUUCUGUAUGAACAGAAGCUGUAUUUUGUGUGUUUUCUUUGUGCAAGAUGACAUUUCCUGAGGAAAUGACAGCAACAAUAUCUUUCAAGUUAAGAAAGAGAACAUCUUGUCAUGCAUGAUGCAUGAACCAAAUCUGAUUGCAUCAGCAAUUAUUAUCUUGCCUCACUGUACUUCCAGUUUUGGAAGUAUAUAAUGCUAUGGUAACAUUGUUAUCUUUUGAUUGUUAUUGAUCA
Molecule: messenger RNA, 912 nt
Organism: Siniperca chuatsi (mandarin fish)
Lineage: Eukaryota; Metazoa; Chordata; Actinopteri; Centrarchiformes; Sinipercidae
Product: transcription factor HES-5-like
Exons: 2
Coding region: 36-584 (182 amino acids)
Biological process (GO): regulation of neurogenesis; regulation of transcription by RNA polymerase II; anterior/posterior pattern specification
Cellular component (GO): nucleus
Molecular function (GO): DNA-binding transcription factor activity, RNA polymerase II-specific; protein dimerization activity; RNA polymerase II cis-regulatory region sequence-specific DNA binding
Source: RefSeq, a predicted model, not a curated record